AUGGGGUGCUUAAAUUCAAAAUCGGUUUCACGGAGGCAGAAAGAAAGACUCAAAGAUGGUAAGUUGCCCGAGUCAACCGUAAAGAACGGGACCCUGAAGAAAGACCCCAAAAAUCUAGCAGCUUCUUUGACGAAUGAAGAGUCACUCGUGCAAUAUAAUUCCUCUUUGACAAAUCAUCAUGGCUCAUCGAACUGUUUCGAGCAGUUUUUGCGUUCAGUAUUGGAGGGGGCAGAAACCCUAUUCUGUAGCCUACCCGAUUCACAGGCUGUGAAGAAGGUUAUUGCCCUAACCUUUAUGAAUUCAUGCGUGGAGGUUACGCGGACAAAGUUCCGUCUGAAGUUUGAUGUUAUUAUAGGUAUGGUUGGUAAACUGACUCAGUGUCUAAAUUCAAAUCUGUUAAAUGGAUCCUUAGACGAUCUUGAGGAACGUACAAUGGAUGAUAGUUUCUCGAGAAUUCUAUUAGCGUGGUAUGUCAAAAAUCCAACAUUUGAUAAGGUCAUAUCACCGGAAGCCGGCCAGGCAGUUCUAGACACCUUAUAUAUUCGCUACACGACAACCAAACCGGUUACCUUUGAGGACAUUCUCAGAUUUCAAUUCCACUGGGUACUUCUUAAUCAGGCCGCCCUAGAAGUAUAUUACGACAUUUCAAAAGGUAAAGAUCUUGUUACCAUUAAACAACUAGGACAUUUCUUGCGCGAGGUGCAAUGUGUCGAAACCACGGAUCACCAACUAAUGGAAAAAUUCAAGUUCCGUUUUGGCGGUGGCAUUCACAAGUACAACUUUACUAGCUAUAACGGGAGUGUGUUGACCAAUAACGCGGUCGAUCCUGCACGAACCUCAGAUAUAUGGCAAGAUAUGACCCAAAGUUUUACCCAUUACAUGAUAAAUUGUGCUUGUAUUAAAACUGAGAACGACUUGAAGCGGUUUAUUAAUGGCUCCGGCAGGGCAUUGGUGCUCAAUAUCAAAAAAGACGAUAAUGGGGCGAUUUACUCCGAACAUUGUCCUUUACAGAGUUUGUUAGAUUGCAUCAAAAAGAACGCCUUCACGACGAAUGCCUAUCCCAUCAUCCUCUGUUUUUUGCCGAGUGCCGCUUUUUCCAUAGAAUUACAGGAUGAAGUGUCUGUACUCCUUAACAACACCCUUGGCCCGAUGCUUGCCAAGGGUCCGAUCUUCGAGGGGGCGAUUAUUAAUGAUCCCAAAUUCAGCCCAAGCGCCCUACGAAAGAAAGUCCUCGUGAUGGCAACCCAGUGCGCGCUAAAGCCAUUUAUUGGGUUUAUGGUGGCAGAUAUGCACAAAGAUGGGCUUGGGGUACGUGUGACCCAUGUCAUGGAAGGAACCCCGGCGACAAAAAGUGGGCUUUUAAAAGAUGACUGGCUCACACAUAUCAACAACAUGCCCAUAAAGAAUAAAAAGCACCUGCGAGAGUACCUUAUGAACCUAAAAGUUGGGGAGGAUUUCACCAUAAAGCGCGAGAGCCUGGAUGAGAUCAAAAUCGUGGUGGGGGGCAUUGUUGAUUCCGACGAUACAUCGGCCUCCCUGGAACUUUCCGCGGUGACGUUUUUUCGAUUCGCCUCCGGGAAGGAUUACAAAACCUGCGAUGUGGAGAUGAUCGGGGUGGAUAAAAUUCCGUCCUUACAGCAUAAAACCCGGGACGUCUUUUUGGAUCAUUUCGCCUUUGUUAGCCUUCCCAAAGCCUCGAGUGGGGCUUUCACCCCCGAGGGUCUCUGCUCCAACGCCGGGAUUCAAUUUAUCAGCGUCGGGAAUGCGGAGGCCUCGAUCGCGUGGUCGAUCGGGCGGUUUACGGACAACGGGCAGUGCGGGUAUCUCCUCAAAACCGACGCGGACGCCAACACGACGACAGAUUUGACGAUGAAAAUCAUUUGUGGGCCGCGAUCGGUGAAUUGUCCGGCGCUGUCGGAGAUGUCCGUCGUCGUCCACGGCAAUGGAUCGGUGCGAAAUGCGGGAAAACAGCUCACCUUUACCGCGACCAACGUCCGGACCAUCGUCGUGGUGAAAAUGCUCUUUGCGAAGGACGGCGUCGAGCGAAGUUUCACGUCGUCGUUCUGUCCAUUGCUGAUCCGGCCUGGCUAUCGCGCCCUGCCGUCUUUCACAACAGGGGAUAAAUCUCACCCCCAAUCUCAAGUCCACGGUAUCUAUGUCUUUUCGAAACGUUAG
This is a messenger RNA of Phytomonas sp. Hart1, 2175 nucleotides long. The record is from the annotation of a GenBank genome assembly. Lineage: Eukaryota; Euglenozoa; Kinetoplastea; Trypanosomatida; Trypanosomatidae.